Messenger RNA from Diceros bicornis minor, 927 nucleotides. RefSeq names its product olfactory receptor 6F1. The transcript has a single exon. Lineage: Eukaryota; Metazoa; Chordata; Mammalia; Perissodactyla; Rhinocerotidae. The record is from RefSeq and is a predicted model, not a curated record. Bases 1 to 927 code for a protein of 308 amino acids. Gene Ontology annotation, biological process: G protein-coupled receptor signaling pathway. Gene Ontology annotation, molecular function: olfactory receptor activity; G protein-coupled receptor activity. Gene Ontology annotation, cellular component: membrane.
AUGGGCACAAAGAAUGAAACUCUCCCCAAGGAUUUUCUCCUUCUGGGCUUUCCUGGGUCCCUGGUCCUCCAGCUCUUUCUUUUCAUGCUUUUUCUGGUGAUGUACAUCCUCACAGUUAGUGGUAACAUGGCUAUCUUGGUGUUGGUGAGUACCUCCCGCCAGCUACAAACACCCAUGUAUUUCUUUCUGAGCAACUUCUCUUUCCUGGAGAUUUGCUACACCACAGCUGCAGUCCCCAAAACCCUGGCCAUUCUACUUGGGGGAAGCCAAAUCAUAUCAUUUACCAGCUGCCUUUUGCAAAUGUACUUUGUUUUCUCACUGGGCUGCACAGAGUACUUUCUCCUGGCAGCCAUGGCUUAUGACCGCUAUCUGGCCAUUUGCUAUCCUCUCCACUAUGGAGUAAUCAUGAGCAGCCUGCUCUCAGCACAGCUGGCCAUGGGCUCCUGGCUCUGUGGUUUCCUGGCCAUUGCAGUUCCCACAGCCCUCAUCAGCAACCUGACCUUCUGUGGCCCCCACACCAUCAACCACUUCUUCUGUGACAUUGCACCUUGGAUUGCCCUGGCCUGCACCAGCACAAGGACAGUGGAACUCACGGCCUUUGUGAUUGCUUUUGUGGUCAUCCUCAGUUCAUGUCUCAUCACCCUGGUCUCCUACAUCUACAUCAUCAUCACUAUCCUCAGGAUCCCCUCAGCCAGUGGUAGGAGCAAAGCCUUCUCCACAUGCUCUUCACAUCUCACUGUAGUGCUCAUCUGGUAUGGGUCUACGAUCUUCCUUCAUGUUCGCACUUCCAUCAAAGAGGCCUUGGAUCUGACCAAAGCUGUUCAUGUCCUGAAUACUGUGUUGACUCCAGUUCUAAACCCUUUCAUCUACACUCUCCGAAACAAGGAAGUAAGAGAAACUCUGCUGAAGAAGUGGAAGGGAAAAUAA